Brachypodium distachyon (stiff brome) is the source of this 640-nucleotide messenger RNA. RefSeq names its product 40S ribosomal protein S27. The transcript is spliced from 4 exons. Gene Ontology annotation, biological process: translation; ribosomal small subunit assembly. Bases 160 to 420 code for a protein of 86 amino acids. The record is from RefSeq and is a predicted model, not a curated record. Gene Ontology annotation, molecular function: RNA binding; structural constituent of ribosome. Lineage: Eukaryota; Viridiplantae; Streptophyta; Magnoliopsida; Poales; Poaceae. Gene Ontology annotation, cellular component: ribosome; cytosolic small ribosomal subunit.
UCACCCAUCUGACGGUGCAGAUUCCCUCACGGUCCCGAUAUAAACACCACCCAACCCUAACUUCGUCCAGUUUCUGUGCCCCCCUAGACGCCGCCUCUUCGGAUAGUGCCUUCCGGAGAUCAGAGAGCGCGGUGCCCGAACAAACCCUAGCCUCCCACCAUGGUUCUCCAGAACGACAUCGACCUGCUGAACCCGCCGGCGGAGCUCGAGAAGCUCAAGCACAAGAAGAAGCGUCUCGUCCAGUCCCCCAACUCCUUCUUCAUGGACGUCAAGUGCCAGGGCUGCUUCAACAUCACUACCGUGUUCAGUCACUCUCAGACUGUUGUGGUCUGCCCAGGUUGUCAAACCGUGCUCUGCCAGCCAACGGGUGGAAAGGCCAGGCUAACUGAGGGAUGCUCCUUCCGUCGCAAGGGCGACUAAGUGUAUCAAAACCAAGGCACCAUUAAGUUUUUGUUUUUCCAGGAUGUAGUCUGAAAAUUUUGCAAUGUCGGCAAAGUCAACCCAUCUUUGGUAAUUUAUUAUUGCGCUGUAGUAAUGCUAUGAAACUGGUACUUUGAUCCGUUUGAAUUUUGUGAGAUCAGACUAGCUGUACUGAACCAUAUGGUUUGAUGAAUCUUUCGUUAUGAUGUUGCUUGCCCUU